AAACAUUUCCUCAACCAUGUCUCCGCCGCUAACCACCAUAUCCAACCGUCGGACCACCAUCCAUUCCUCGCCUCUGCUAAGGGCUUCACAACACAGAUCGUCCCCUUUCGUUUACCCUUUUAUUGUUUUUCCCAUAUCGCGUCUGCAUAGAACUAGAUUCGGUAAUGGCUUUACUUCGGAGGAGAAAACGACCCGACGACGAUUCGCCACAGACCCCCGGCUUGCCGGAGGAAGACGAAGAUAAGACAAUUAAAUCACAGAAAAGAGGAAAAAGGCGGAGGAAAAAGGAGUAUUCCUGUUUGGAUAAUUGUUGCUGGUUAGUGGGAUGCAUAUGCACGACUUGGUGGUUCUUGUUGUUUUUAUACAACACAAUGCCGGCGUCUUUCCCACAAUACGUAACGGAGAAGAUCACCGGACCGUUACCGGAUCCUCCCGGCGUUAAAUGUGUAAAACAGGGACUGGAACCGAAGCAUCCGGUGGUGUUUGUGCCGGGGAUUGUCACCGGUGGGCUUGAGCUGUGGGAGGGCCACGAAUGUGCGGAGGAUUUGUUCCGAAAGAAACUUUGGGGAGGCACGUUUGGCGAAAUUUACAAAAGGCCAUCAUGCUGGCUAAAACAUAUGUCUCUGGACAACAAAACGGGUUUGGAUCCUCCUGGAAUUCGGGUCAGACCCGUCAGCGGGCUUGUAGCCGCCGACUACUUCGCUCCGGGCUACUUUGUGUGGGCCGUUUUGAUUGCAAACUUAGCUCGUGUCGGCUACGAAGAAAAGAACAUGUAUAUGGCUGCAUACGACUGGCGACUCUCGUUUCAGAACACAGAGGCAAGAGAUCAAACGUUGAGUCGGAUAAAGAGCAAUAUAGAACUGAUGGUGGCUAUAAACGGUGGUCAAAAAGCUGUCAUCAUCCCACAUUCAAUGGGUGUUCUCUACUUUUUGCAUUUCAUGAAAUGGGUGGAGGCACCAGCUCCGAUGGGCGGUGGAGGUGGCUCAGACUGGUGCGCUAAACACAUAAAAGCAGUGAUGAACAUCGGUGGCCCACUUUUAGGUGCACCAAAAGCUUUAGCGGGUCUUUUCUCAGCUGAAGCUAAAGAUAUUGCGUUUGCUAGGGGAAUUGCACCAGGUGUGUUAGACUCGGAUGUAUUUCAAAUUCAAACGCUGCAACACAUCAUGAGAAUGAGCCGAACCUGGGACUCCACCAUGUCCAUGAUACCAAAAGGUGGUGAAACCAUCUGGGGUGGGCUCGAUUGGUCACCCGAGGAAGGAUAUUUACCGAGCCAGAGAACACAUGCAAACAUUACUACUUCACGUUGCAACCAAAACGAGUCGUAUAGUACAAUGUGUGACACGACACGUAUUAAUUAUGGGAGACUUAUAUCGUUCGGGAGAGAUGUUGCAGAGUCACGUUCGUCGGAUAUUGAGCGGACAGACUUUAGGGGUGCGGUCAAGGGUUACAAUCUCGCGGAUAUCAAGUGUCGUGAUGUGUGGACCGAGUAUCACAAUAUGGGACUAAGUGGAAUCAAGGCGAUAGCGGAAUACAAGGCUUAUACAGCUGGAGACCUUUUGGAUUUGCUCGAGUUUGUUGCACCAAAGAUGAUGGAACGAGGCAUGGCCCAUUAUUCACACGGAAUAGCAGAAAAUCUGGACGACCCGAAAUACGCACAUUACAAAUAUUGGGCUAACCCGUUGGAAACUAAGUUGCCAAAUGCUCCAGACAUGGAGAUAUACUCAAUGUACGGUGUUGGCAUUCCGACUGAACGAACAUAUGUUUACAAGCUCACUCCGGCAGCGGAAUGCUACAUUCCAUUCCAAAUUGAUAAUGCAGCGGGGGAUAUCGAUGAACACGUCUGUUUAAAAGACGGUGUAUACACUGUAGAUGGUGAUGAAACUGUACCCGCACUGAGUGCGGGGUUCAUGUGCGCCAAAGGGUGGCGCGGGAAAACACGUUUUAAUCCCUCAGGUAUUAAAACGUAUGUUAGGGAGUAUCAUCACAACCCACCCUCAAAUUUUCUCGAGGGUCGGGGUACACAGAGUGGUGCCCAUGUUGAUAUCAUGGGCAAUUUUCAGUUGAUCGAAGACGUAAUUAGGGUUGCAUCCGGUGCUUCCGGUGAAGAAUUGGGAGGUGAUAGAGUUUAUACAGACAUUUUCAAAUGGUCUAAAAAAAUUAACUUGAAAUUGUAA
This is a messenger RNA of Lactuca virosa, 2174 nucleotides long. NCBI's taxonomy places the organism in Eukaryota, Viridiplantae, Streptophyta, Magnoliopsida, Asterales, Asteraceae. The record is from the annotation of a GenBank genome assembly.